AUGGUACCAUCACCAUUUUUUCUCAGAAGUGUUCUAAAAUCUGAACGCCAAUUUAACUCGUAUUCUGUGAUGAACCUCCUUUUGGAUUUAUUUUCAUCUCGAAAUGUGGAUGAAAUAGAUUGUGGUAACGUGACAGCAUCGUAUGUUGCAGCUGCUUAUGGGAAUCUCCUAACUUUAAUAGCACUUCUGGAACGCAACGCAAAUGUGAAUUUUGUCCGAUUGCGUCCAAGAUUCAUAAACGAGUCUGUCGAUAUGUUGGAAUUUUGUAAAACUUCAGCAUUUUGGGAAUAUAGUCUUCUAAAUAUUGCCUCACAAAAUGGACAUCACAAGACAGUUCGAACUCUUCUGACGUCUGACGCAGAUCUUAUGCAUCAAACAGCUUUUGGUUCGAAUUCCUUUCAUUUGGCAGUUCAAAAUGGUCAUAUUCAUGUCGUCCGAGAAUUUUUAUUGAGAUAUAGAUCAAAAUUUUAUGACAGUCUUAACCAUUCACUAUAUAUAGCUGCCGCGAACGGACAUUCUGAAAUCAUUGAUCUACUUUUAUAUCACGGUGCAGUAGACUCAUGUCUGCCUUGUAACUCCUCACAGUACUGGACCUUAUAUCACCAAACUCGACUCAAAGUUAUUGAUAAUAUAGACGAUCUACGCACUGUGAACUACAUCUUUAAAGACGAUCGGCGAUUAGUACGAUGUGAGACAGCUUUAGAGAUUGCUGUCCAAAAUGGUUAUAAAGAAAUUGUACAAAGUUUGGUUAACCACCCUUUCAAUACUUUGAACUGUCGAGAAGUUGGUGGAAGGAAACCCGUGUUCACGGCAAUUAAAUUUAAUAGACCUGAUUUAUUUCAGCUCGUUUUAAAAGACAUACCCGAGUCUUCAAGAUGUUUAUAUCGAAGGAGUAAAAUAGAAAAACUCGAUCUUCACGAAAGUGAAAGAAAACAAUACAUGAAUAAUAUGUGCCCAUACAACAUAACACCAUAACAUUUUUUGGCAUACCACUGGAAUAUGGGACUACUCCAUAGCUUGUGGAAUUGGACUGAUAGAGAUAGCAGUGGUGCAACACCUCUACAUCAUGCUUGUUGUAAAGGAAAUAUGGAAAUGAUAGAUUCACUGAAAAAUCUUGGAGCUACAUUCAAUAUUAUUGCAUUUAAUGGCUCCACUCCUUUACACUCGGCAGCCAUUUGUAACCAGUAUAAUGUUCUUAAUCAUUUACUUUCCCUGUAUCCAAAGCCCCCUCCUGACAAUGAAAACAAAUACAUUUGCCACUAUUUGGCCGGUGGAGAAAAAUAUUACAAUGAGUCAACCAAACUUGUUAUAUCGCUAGCCAAUAUAUACCAAAUGAAUAACCUUAGAAAUCUUCUACAAGACGAAGGACUUUUCAAAGACGUUUACAAUCGAAUCCCAUUGCAUUAUGCAUGCGCAAAGGGAAAUGUAAAUUUUGUGAGUUUUUACCUUAAACUGAAACUUCCUUCAAAAUUUUGGAGUAAAGUUUUUGAUGUUCUGGACAUCAAUGGUGACAAUAUAAUAGAGAUGGCUUUUAAAUAUACGCCAAUACUUUACCAGGAAAAUAUCAAAAUUGUUGAACAUUGCAAUAUAUAUCUUCUCGCAGAUGAUUCUAAUUGUGAAGAUUACCGUCUUGAAAUAUUUAUUUAUAUCAUCUAUGUUAUAUUGAAAAACAUGCCAAAAUCUCAACAGUUAGUACGUCGUUCUAUCGGGAAAUAUAUAAAUUAUAGCCUACAGAAGAAUAAUGCUAAUUUAUUGGGUAUUCUCUACUUUAACUUUCCAUUCGAUUUCAAUGAAUAUACACACAGUAAAGGAAUAGAAUCUAUGAAGAAUCUCUUGCAGCACCAAAUCGUCAAUCCGUUAAUAUUCCCUUUUUUGAGAAAAAUGAGAUUUCAAUGCACUCAAAACUCAGCUUUGCACGAAAUUGUUCAAGAUGAAAACAGAAUAUUCUGGAUAUCAUAUUUCUUUAACUUUUCUUUGAUGUUUCAAAUUGAUCCCGAGUCCCUAGAUUCAUGCUUUGAUAAAGAGGGAUAUAUCUUACUUCACAGGUCUAUAAUGGGAGGGAAUGUUAUUGCAUUUAUCAUUCUCAGAAACCUAGGAAUGUCACUUACAACUGAGACACGUGACGGAAAAAACAGUUUGGAACUCUUGGUAGAAUAUACACCAUGUUUUAGGGAAGAAAACAUGAUAAAAGAAUUCUUAAUCACGUAUUAUGAUUUUAGAAGGACUUCCGUGAAACGUUUCGAAAUAAGUAAGGCAUCAAUUGAUUAUGACUUAAUUUCAUAUAUUCUUACAAAAGAGACAGACAUGUUAAUGAAAAUGAAACCGAAUCAAAUUUGUUCACAUACUAGUGAAUUAAGUUUUACACAUCUUGUGGCAGCAAAAGGUUUGCAUGUUAUUUCUAAAGAAAUUGAGAGGUUGUUUGGUGACAUUGUAGUGGACUGUGAAAACACAAAUGGAAUAACAUCUGGCCAUUUGACGCUUUUUUACAAUCAUCAUCUUCUGCGCAGAAAUAUACCAUGGACAUACAAAAUCCUAUCAUUUUUAACCACACUUUUCCUUAAAACAAUGUUGGACUUUAAACCGUUUAUUUUCCCAAAAGAUUCUAUCGAAACAAAUUGCAGAUAUAGGAUUUUGAACGAGAGGAAUUUUCACGGAAUAGCAUUUUGUGCGACAAAGAUGGAGACUGAAUUCUUUAAAUUUCUUCGAAAAUUUGUCAAAACAAUUGGACGUAAAUCGGUGAUUGAUUUACAAACUGCCAUGAAUGGAUCGCAUAUUCAUGAUAAAAUAAAACAGAAAGAAUUUUAUUCAAAGAAUUUCGACAAAAAUCUUGCUGGCAUUCAACAUAUGGAAGAAAAUCCAAAAGAAUUUCAAUUGAGGUAUUCCUGUCACAUUGUAAUUCUAAACAAUUUCUUAAAAGAAUUUAAUUGUUUGAAUCUAAACAAAUCUUUACAUUUAGAUACAAGUAUAAAAUGUAUUCAAAUAUUUUCCUUAAUUAGACAAAAGAAGAUGAACUAUAAAACGUUAUAUAAGAAAAUACGGAUGUCAAGAAUGUUUAUGAUGUUUCACUUGUAUGAAGGGGAAUUGAAUUUGCCUUAUUCCAAUCUUAACUCGAUAGUCGAUCAGGUUUUCGAUGAUGCUAUUUUAAAAUCAAUAUCUUAUCCGGAGUAUCAUAUGGAAAGGCAGUAUAGAUUCUUGGAUAAACUGUAUUCCUGUAGAAAUAAAUUAGGGAAGGAAAUGGUGAAAAAAGUGAGCAUUUCCACAAUUGAGGAAAUUCAGAAGUGGCAAGGUAUCCGAGGUGUCAAUUCUUUUAUCACUCUACAACAAACUGAUUUAAAGGAUACUGAUGCUCCAUUGAAACCUUACGAUAAAUCGGCUGAUGAUCAAGAAAUGCAUUAG
This is a messenger RNA of Saccostrea cuccullata (small rock oyster), 3396 nucleotides long. RefSeq lists its product as uncharacterized. Gene Ontology annotation, biological process: protein localization to ciliary inversin compartment. Lineage: Eukaryota; Metazoa; Mollusca; Bivalvia; Ostreida; Ostreidae. Gene Ontology annotation, molecular function: protein binding. The record is from RefSeq and is a predicted model, not a curated record. Gene Ontology annotation, cellular component: ciliary inversin compartment.